AUGUACGAAUAUUUAGGAAUACUUAUUUAUUUUUUUAUUGCACUAGCAUUAUCACUAUUAUUAUUAGGAUUACCUUUUGUAGUUUCUACAAGAAAAGCGGAUCCUGAAAAAAUCUCAGCAUAUGAAUGUGGUUUUGAUCCUUUUGACGAUGCUCGAGGCCGAUUCGAUAUUCAAUUUUAUCUGGUAGCAAUUCUAUUUAUUAUUUUUGAUCUUGAAGUAGCAUUUCUAUUUCCUUGGGCUUUAACUCUAAAUAAAAUAGGUUUUUUUGGGUUUUGGUCUAUGAUGCUAUUCUUAUUAAUAUUAACUAUAGGUUUUGUUUACGAAUGGCGCAAAGGAGCUCUUGAUUGGAGCUAA
Auxenochlorella protothecoides is the source of this 354-nucleotide messenger RNA. Its product is annotated as NADH-ubiquinone oxidoreductase chain 3. Gene Ontology annotation, cellular component: NADH dehydrogenase complex. Gene Ontology annotation, molecular function: NADH dehydrogenase (ubiquinone) activity. The coding region runs from base 1 to 354 and encodes 117 amino acids. Lineage: Eukaryota; Viridiplantae; Chlorophyta; Trebouxiophyceae; Chlorellales; Chlorellaceae. The transcript has a single exon. The record is from RefSeq and is a predicted model, not a curated record.